GUCAAAUGCAGAGAAUAAUUUCUCCACUGUGGGACUAAUAAAGGAAUGUUUCUUCUUUUCUUCUUCUUCUUAAUCAAACUCUUUUAGUGUAUCUGUAUAUGUAUAAUAAAAACCUCUAAAUGGUAUCUGGGACAAAACAGCCUUUAUUGAGAAAGUGUGGAUCAGGAUGUGUUUGAAUGCGUUUCUUAACGGAGAACCUCGGUACACUGAGGCUUCCAUACUGCGUUAUUUUCACCACCACCAACAUUAACACCCAAGUGUGCUGGGACUGACUGAGUCAGUGUAUAACAGGAGGAAAUGGAUGGGCGGAAGUCCAUGUGUGUGUUUGUGGACCUGCUUUCAGGUCACAUUUAGAAAGCCAGGUGGUGUUUAUGUGGUUACGGAAGCCCCGGGGGCGGCGGACCUCGGUCGGAACAGCAAACCCUCUGCUGGGACCAUUUACGUCUGCUCUGUAUUAACUGCCGGCACAUGCUCAUUUGUUUUGUGUAGUAGGUCCAAAAUCAGACAUCUUUGAGGCCGUUUGUUGUUAAUUCAAGACUAUUCUUUUUCACAUGGAGACUUCAAACAUUGUGGCUCGAUAAAUACGAUCACCCUACUGCCAGUUUAUGAAAGCUUACCAGGUAACAGCGCUCAAAGGAGACUAUGAUGUGGUGUUGAUUAGCAGCAGUAUUCAGAUCUUCUAAUGUCUCCAUCUUCCCAACUGUUACAGGAAGGGAGCAGGAAGUUGAUGUUGGCUCACACUUGGUGCACACAGUGUAGAAAGGCCUGGCUGAGGAUGAGAGUGAAGGUUUUCUAGAUUUGGGGGGAUGUAGCACUGUAGCGAGAUCUCGUUGUGGGGCCUCACCAUAACAGAUCUCCCUUUAUUGUCCAGAAUGGGAGAGAAAUUUAUAGACUGCAUACUGCUGUGACGAUGACGCAGGCGAAGCUACAGUUACAUUAUUAGUACAGUUACGGCUGUAUUAUAUUCUCUGACAGGAAGCACAGCCAACAGCAGCAAAGGACCACAAAAUGGGUCACAAAAUAAGUAUGAGGGGAUGAUUAAUGGGAAGAAGAACAAACAAGAAAGUUUUUCUUUAAAAUAAAUAUUGCCUGGUUAUAGUUAUAUCCACAUAGGCUCUAAAAAUGAUUAAAGUUAAACAAUCUCAGAAGGGAAAAUCACUCGCAGGUUUACACAUAACAAACUCAUAAUAAUGAGUUAAAAGUUGUUUCAUUUUAAGUCAAAAAGUUUAGGAGCCACUGAUUUAGACCGAUAUAGGGCACAACAAAUCAAGCUGAAUGUGGGAAUAUUAGAGUGAAACUGGAGGAAAUUGAAAUAAUGGAAUUCAAGGCAAAGGGCAUUAUAGUCAGCAAAGAAGGUCCAUUAUAAUAAUUAUGAGAUUAACAGCUUGUGAGUCAAAUGCGAAAGCCUUUAAAUUCCUCAAAUGAUAAACAACUGUAUAUUCAGUGCACUCUGCAUUGCCACAACCACUACUGUAUGUGACACAGCAUCACGAUGACGAUGAAUGAAGAGUUGUAGAGUCUGCUCUAUGAACAAAGGAGCAUGCUGCUGUUUGACAUUUGGCAGAAAGAACAGCUUUUCAAUGCGGAUUAUUCAUCGGCGGUUUGAUCCUCCGCUCAAAUGUCACCACAACAAUGCCUCUGACUUGGCAGCAGCGUCGGCCUUUCUGCUGCUCUGCGGGGUGAGGGAUUGGCAAUAGUUACCACAUCUAAUGUGGCAUUCGGAAAAAGAUUCAGACUUUGUGUUCAAGCGCUUUUGCUUUUCAAAUGAUCAUUAUUACCACUUUAUGGAGAAUUAAGAACGAGGAAUGAGAAUCUUGGUUUACCACAUCACUGCGAUGUUGUGCUCCAUGCUUUGACUUAUGAUGUGUUGUGAAUACGUUGUACGGAUGGCUAAAGCAGGAAAUGUGUGAACUGCUGCAGCAUAACCUAGUGCCUCACAUGACUGAUGGUUGUAACAGACCUGUGGCCGCAAGGAAAAUAACAAAAAAGGUUUACCUAACAUGUAGCUUAACCCCAAAACAUGUCCUAAUAUUUUACAAAACACUCAAGAAACAAGUCUAUAUUAGCAACUCAUGAUUACUGAUGAGUCUCCUUAAAAUUGAUUAAUUAAAAAACUGAUAAGAAAUUCUAUUUACCAGACCGCAGAGUCACAAAUUAUACAGUUCCCUCCCGAGGCGGCAGAAAAUUAAAAACAGAGAGACGCUAUUAUAUCGCUCUAAUUUGGACUUACCCAACAAGAAUGAACAGCACUUUUCUCUAAAUGUCCUGUUGUAAUGUAUGGAAUGGAUAAUCACAGCGCCGGGCCACGCACUUAUUGGAUCCAGCUGUGCCUGGACAGAGGUUGCUGCAUUCAGCUGGCCCCAAAUCCCCAAGACAUGGAAGUAAAACAAAAGACUCCGUGUUUAUCAGAUAAGACCUCCCAUAGCUAGAGCAGGACAUGAAAGAAUACGUGUGCUAUUUUCAAAGUUCUUGAGGGCUAUUAUUAAAGUAGAAAAGAGAGAGAUAACCUAAAAUGAUCGUAAUCAGUUUGUUUUUUUAAAGGAUUAAAUCUCCACUUGGUCUCCACAUUUGACUGUGCACAGUCAAAUGUGUCUCAUAAAUAGUGUGACUGCUCUUUAAACUGAAGAUGGUUUAUAUACAGAUGGUAUGGGGAUACUGGUUACAAUGACUGCCUGUCUGCAGGAAAAUCCUCCAAUUUCCUGCAGACACUGAACUUCUAAUAUCCAUCGUUAUGUCGGAGUAUACAGGCCAGCUGACUUCCAUUACCCACCGCUGGUCUGGAGUAGAAACAGUCACAGGGCCUAUCCACACCUGUCGCUGGUUAUAGACGUGGUCCAGGAUGGCAGUCAUAUGUGAUGAGUGGAAGAAAUGCAACUCAUAAAACACUAAUACAAAAACUUGCCCCCAGAUGUCUUUCAACAAAAUGUACUCUUUAAUUUCUCUUUCCACCAGAGCUCAUUCAGGGCUUCCAUGAAACAGGGUUUUGGCCUCGAUAGAGAAAAUCUCUGAUGGAGACUAGAGGAAAGUCGUUGCUCGAAGGAGACCGAACGAAGGAGACCGAACUGCUGUCAGGGAGGAAAUCGGUCAUAAAAUUGGGGCGCUCUUGCCGUCAGCUGCAGCAUCCCAAUAUAAUCAGACUACAAACACGUCCAUAUCUCGGAAGACUCAACAUAACGAUUACAUACGUUCGUUUGAAGUAAAUCCACACUGACCUGUCGGUAUACUCACAGUAGACUUUAUAAAAUAUGGACCUACUCUCUGUGAUGUCACCCAUGGACCAUGGUGUCUGCCCCGUUUCCAAUGACGGCUUUCUCAGAUGGUUCUGAGUAUCAAACCGUCUGGUGGGUCAGGUUAACACACUACCAGUGUAAGAACGUCCGGUUGUGGUUUUACGGGGAGGUAAAUGCCAGACUGUUUUUCACUUGGCCGUGAGCAGUGACUUCCUCACUCCCCUUAAAGCCACAAUAUAUCAUCUUUACACUUUGGCUUGUAAACGGAUUUAAGAAAUGUGUUAAUUAGUAAGCUUUAGGUGCUGGUAGGCAGAUUUAGUUUCUUCUGGACAGAGCCAGUCUAGCUGUUUCCCCCUGUUUCCAGUGUUUAUGCUAAGCUACGCUAACCAACGCGCAGAGGAGACUGGUGUCAAUCUUGUCAUUCUCUUGCAGAGAGCGAAUAAGCUUACUUCCCCAAAUAUCUACAACCACUCCUUUAAACCCAUAAAGUGUCUUCCCUGGUAUGUCUUCAAGAACACUUUUCAGUCCCUGGGCCACAGUUUGAGAACCGCUUCCGUAGGCUGCUGCAAUAAUCAUUACCAACCCCAUGAAACUUAACACCCCAGAUUGGAGAUCUUCCUCUCUGCACUCUUCCACGGGCCGUGAGGACAUUGCCCUUCUUGUCCGUGAACUGAAACUCGUGGUAACAGAAAGCCCACAUCCGACGUAGCUCGGACAGGUACAUAGGAAGUGCUCUUUCAAGGUGGUGAGCUCCCUUCCUUCCUGGCCCUGAGAGGACGAGCUGAGAGGGGGCUCUGUGUGAGGGACGAGGGAUCCAGUUGCAGGCAGCUGAAUCGGCGCUCUGUUGGGUCUCCCCUGGACACUGUCACAGCGUGUUUGCUGAAGGCGGGUCAAUGAGGACUUUCUUUGGCAGAGGAAUUUCACAGCACUCAACAGCACACAGACACACACACACACACACACACACACACACACACACACACACACACACACACUGGAACCAGCGCAGGUCUGCAACCCAGAUCUCUGGUGAGAACGGAAGUGGAUGAUGUGAAGAAAGGCUGUCACAAAAAGCUGGUCCAUUGGUUUAACUUUUCACUUGAUGAAAUGAAUUGGUCAUUUGUUACAGCUGAAAAUAUGUCAAUCAUAGUAUACCGUAGUUUGGUAGAACUUAGUACAAACAAUCAGAGUGUUAACACUGGAAAUCGUCAUCUGUCAAACUGAUUAUACUGUAAAAGAUAAGAUAAUAAGAUAUACCACAACUGUCAAAAGAAAUUGAAUUUAUUUCAGAAAGACAGUUUAUUGGUGAUGUGAUUAUAUGGAGGUUAUUUGUUGUGAUUGGGACUCACUUACACUGUCCGUAGUCAUUUAGAAACAGUUGCCAUUACAUGGUUUGUCCACAGGAGAGCACUAACUAAUUUGACAAAACAAUCUCAACUCAAGGUCCACUUACUUGCUUGCUGUAGAAGCCUUUUGACCACAUCACAAGGUUUUCAUCAGCAGAGUUUGCUGGGUUGGUACUGUAGGUAUUCAAACAUAAAACAUUUGGAGGAUUUCUCGGCCAUGUUGUUGAUAUAGCUGAGGUUGUGAUGUGUGGCACAGACAACUAAGCAAACCCUGAUCUUCUAAAAAAAAUGUAAAAAUUCUUGCUGCAGCCCAGAAAAAUCUCCAAAUGCCAAAUAAAAGUGCUCGUGGCUGACAGAUGCACAUUUAUCCGUUUAAUUAUUAACACAAGUGCCAGCUGACUGACCAGCAUCAUAUAAACAUAAACACAUGCAUUCCUGGUUCCUGCUUCUUCCCCUCCAAAAAAGACUCACCUUGAGCUGAAGGGGCUGCAGCGUCUCUGCUACAAAUAGGUUUCCCUCGAUGUCAGCUGAGGGCGACAGAGGGAGGUGUUCCCCCUCUCCCGGUGCUCAAGAUUUUCCUCAGUCCACAAUAAACUUUCAUUUUGGGGAAGUCGACACACACUCACGCACACACACAUACACACACACACACACACACACACACACACAACGGCGGCCGUCGUCUUGUCCUGCAACGGUUCGCUGGGAAAGCUGCACUAGAUUUGACUUGAGGUUCAUUGUACUUUAGAAAACGCGCAAAAGGAAGACGGAACAAACAUCGGAAGCGCACAGGUGGAGCUCUCCGGAGCGUCCUUUUUUAAAUUCUUUUUAAAAUUCAUCUUCUGGAAGGAGACUACAGGGACAAGAGGAGACAAGACAAUGACAGAAAGCAGUCUAAUAACGGCUGGUUAUUCCCGGAGUGUUUGCACCUGGAAUGGAAAAACUUUAUCUGCCUCGUCCGGACUGUUGUAAAAACUCCCAAGAAAGAAUGAAGUAACCGCAAUGGAGCCGGACAAUGCCCCGCACUCCGAACUCAAAAGCGCUGGAGUCGGGGGGAGAAUUCUGAUUCUUUGGACUAUACUCUGUUGCACCUGCUCUCUACGGCUCGCACAGGCACAAGAUGUGGAUGUUCUGCAGCAGCUCGGGCUUUCUGGGCGAAGAUCAUCGUCGGGCGCGCAACCCAUCCCUAACGGCAUCAUCCCCUUCAAGUCCGGAGUCAUCCUCACCCCGAGGGCCCGCAUCCAGGCGCCUCUGCACACCGUCAUCCCUGCUUCCUACAGCACCGCCAAUCUCUCCCUGAUCCUCAGCCUGUCGGUCCAUCGCGUCAACGGCGCCUUCCUUUUCUCCGUUCUGUCCAAGAAAAGGAAAGUGCAGCUCGGAGUGCAGUUCUUGCAGGGUAAGAUCCUGGUACGCGUGGGGCAGAGGAGCUCUGUGAUCUUCGACUACGACGUCCACGAUGGCCAGUGGCACAGUCUGGCUUUGGAUAUCCGAGGCCGCCGGGUUUCCUUACACACUUCUUGUGGAGAGAGAAGCAUCCACGCGGAUUUGCGUUCAAAAAAAGAGGCGGCUCUGGAUGUGGAGGGCUCUUUCCUGCUGGGCAAAAUGAACCACAACUCGGUGUCGUUUGAAGGCGCCGUCUGUCAGUUUGACAUUUAUCCUUCUGCUGAGGCAGCUCAUAACUAUUGUGAUUACAUUAAGAAACAAUGCAGAGAAGCCGACACGUAUCGGCCCGUGUUUCCACCCCUGCUACCUCUAAUUUCCACGGACCCAAACAUCACCGUCUCUCGCAUUACUCAACCGUCGUUGGAGGAGAUAUCCAAAAAGACAGACGGCUUGUCAAUGCUGAACAAAACAUCUGCAUAUCAAACUGUGAGCGCUCCAAAACCUGGCGCUGUGUCUGUUUCUCAGCUGGUUCUUCCAGAGUUGGAAAGUCUGUUUGAUUUUCCCAAACCAACUUCACAUAGCAGUGGCAUAAGGAACACAAAGUACGGCGAUACUAAUUCUCAAAAACCUUUUGGCGAAAGAAUGGAUUUACCCGCUUCCACCCGACCGACCGAGCAGCGGCCAAACCUCCACGCCGCUUUCACGCAGGGGCCUCCUCCAAACGCCUAUCUUCACCAGGAAGACCCGUCGACCACAGAAGCUCCAAAGACACCUGAGCCAAAAGUGACCAGUGUGCAGGAUGUCGAACCCACCUCACUGGUUCCAAUCACUACAGCUGCAACAGAUGGCUUCCAAAUAUUUCUCCUGGAUGCAACCCAGUUCUCACUGCUGGACGGACCACCUGGACAAAAGGGAGAACCAGGACCGUCGGGCCUUCAAGGACUUCCAGGGUUGCAAGGAAAGCCAGGGAAGAGGGGUCCAAGGGGUCCUCCGGGCCCUCAUGGAAACCCUGGUCAUCCCGGACCUCCUGGAGUCAAGGGACAGAAAGGAGAUUAUGGACAGUCACCUGGCCAUGCCCCAAAAGGACUAAAAGGAGAGCCUGGUGUCAUGGGCCCCCCUGGACUGUAUGGCCAAGAUGGACGCAAGGGACAAAGAGGUCAUCCUGGUCCUGCUGGUCUCCCUGGUGAACCUGGUCAAUGGGGAGAUGAUGGAAGCCCCGGGGCCAAAGGCUAUCCUGGCAGGCAGGGUUUACCCGGGCCUGUGGGGAAAAUGGGGCCAAAAGGAGUCAUGGGUCACAUAGGCCUCCUCGGGCGUUUUGGCCUUCCUGGUCCUGAUGGCGAGAGAGGAAUUCCUGGCGUUCAUGGGAAGAAGGGCAAGAUGGGUAGGCCGGGCUUUUCUGGUGACUUAGGAGAGAGAGGACCUCCUGGCCCUGAUGGGGACCCAGGUGAGCUGGGAUCUCCUGGCCCAUGUGGAGUCACUGGUCUUAUUGGAGACAUGGGCUCUGUUGGCUUUAUGGGCUCACCAGGAAUAACAGGACUCAAGGGAGUACCUGGAAACCCUGGGGAACCAGGACUGAAAGGUGAUAAGGGGGAUGAUGGCUUAGCAGGGGAGCCAGGGGAGUGUGGAUUCCAAGGGGACAAGGGUAUGCGCGGCUCCCUUGGGUUGCCGGGUCCUUCUGGAAAACCUGGACUACAGGGCGAACCUGGUGAAAAGGGCCCUGAUGGUUCACCAGGCCCUCCUGGCCCAGAGGGUUUUCCAGGUGACAUCGGCCCGCCAGGACAAAAUGGCCCCGAAGGACCCACGGGGAAGCAAGGGACAAGAGGUUUGCCAGGUCUAAGAGGAACGCUUGGUCUUCAGGGUGACGAGGGAUCGGUCGGGCCUGCUGGACCCGCUGGACUCGAGGGCAGGCCUGCGAGGCAGGGAUUCCCUGGACUGACAGGCCCAGAUGGACUCAAGGGCGAGACCGGGAUAACUGGCGAGGUUGGAAAAGUUGGCGAGAGGGGACUGCCUGGUUUUGUCGGGCCUGUUGGAGAGACUGGCGUCGGAGGAGAAAAGGGGGAUCGAGGCAAAACAGGUGGCCCAGGGCUGCCAGGUGAAACGGGGCCGAUGGGUCACACUGGAAUACCUGGGGAGACUGGACCACCUGGACUGCAAGGGAUCCCAGGGCCUCCUGGUUCACUUGGAUCCAUCGGCAUCAGAGGACCCAAAGGCAGGACGGGUCCGAGAGGUCCUGAUGGGCCAGUGGGGGAGAAAGGGUCCACAGGAGUAAAGGGCCCUGAUGGUCCACCAGGAAAAUUGGGCCUCCCCGGGGACAUGGGCAAGCUUGGCGAGCCAGGUGAAGCCGGGCCAAAGGGAUUCCCAGGUGUUCAAGGCCCCUCUGGACCUCCAGGGGCCAAAGGAAUUGCAGGAGAGCCAGGACCAGCAGGGCCAUCAGGAACGAUUGGGCCACUGGGGGCGAUGGGGCCAUGGGGGCCGCUGGGGAGGGCCGGAGAGAGAGGACUGCCUGGUGAACUGGGAGAGCAGGGCGACAUCGGUCUACCUGGCAACAUCGGGGAGCAGGGUUUGAUUGGCCAGAGAGGUGAGCCAGGCAUCGAUGGGGAGGCUGGACUAAGUGGACCCGAUGGAGCCAAGGGUGACAUGGGGGAUGCUGGUCAAGAAGGCACUGAAGGAGACAGGGGUGAAAUCGGUCUGCAAGGAAAGGAAGGACCCUCUGGGUCUCCCGGAUUGGUCGGUGUCAGGGGUCAGGAAGGUAAACCUGGUAGUGUUGGUGAAAGAGGAAAACCAGGAGAAAAGGGGAGCAAGGGUCACCAAGGUCACCUGGGUGAGCCCGGGUCAACUGGUGAGCACGGAGAGAUGGGGUUUGUCGGACAGAAGGGAGCGAGAGGAACCAUCGGGCCAGUGGGUGCUCCAGGGAGAAUGGGCCAACAAGGAGAUCCAGGCAUAUCAGGUUACGAGGGUCACAUGGGACCGCAGGGCCCCCUUGGACCUCCUGGGCCAAAAGGUGAAAAGGGGGAGCAGGGAGACGACAGCAAGGUAGAAGGUCCGGCAGGUCCCCAAGGUGACAGAGGUCCUCCUGGAAACAGAGGAGAGAGAGGAGAGCCAGGUGAUAGCGGACACUUUGGUGAAAUAGGCAUCGAUGGAAAGAGAGGUGAAGCUGGUGCCUCGGGGCUUCCUGGACACUCUGGGCCAAAGGGACAACCGGGCCUCAAAGGAUCCAAAGGUGACCAAGGUCAGAAAGGAAAAUCAGGGGCGAGAGGUGCAUCUGGGACCAAAGGACCACCAGGUCCUGAGGGUCCUCUUGGCCCACGAGGAGUUGUGGGCAGGGAGGGACUUGAGGGCCUGUCUGGCAUGGAUGGAGUGCCUGGUAAAGAUGGAACUAAAGGAGUCGAGGGGGAGCAAGGAGAAGAUGGAGAAGUGGGCUUACCUGGCAAACCUGGGCAGCAGGGCUCAACCGGUGAGAUGGGGCUUCCUGGAAGUCAAGGCUCCUUUGGACCAAAGGGUGAGAGGGGUCUUCCAGGUCAAACUGGUGCUUCAGGGAAAAAAGGCUCUAUUGGCGGGAUGGGAUUGCCAGGACAACACGGAGAGCAGGGACCUGAAGGGCAACCAGGGGUUACUGGUGACCAAGGAUUUCCAGGGGUGUUGGGUCUGUUUGGACCAAAGGGACCCCUGGGAGACAUUGGCCCAGCAGGGAUACAGGGACCAAAAGGACCACGUGGUUUGUUGGGUAUGGAGGGAGCUUUGGGCCCCGUUGGCAUCAUUGGCCCCAGCGGUCAUCCUGGACCCACGGGUGACAAAGGAAGUCGGGGGGAGACGGGGUUGCAAGGGCCAAGGGGAUUUCGUGGCCCUCGUGGACCACCCGGACCACCAGGUCUGCCCAGUUCCUCACUCUCACUUAGAAAUGAGGCUCUUGGUGCCGCCUUUCAAGUCAUCAUCAACUCCCAUGCUGCACUGAGGCCCGAGCAGAACUAUCCGAGCAUGGACCUGCUCAUGUUGGACCAGGGCACAGAGAUCUUCAAGACGUUGCAGCAUCUCAGCACUCUGAUCCAGAGUCUGAAGAACCCGCUGGGAACCCACGACAACCCCGCACGGAUCUGCCGAGACCUCCAGAGCUGUGAACAGAGGAUGUACGAUGGCACCUACUGGAUCGACCCAAACCUCGGCUGUGCCGCCGACACUAUUGAGGUGAUGUGCAACUUCACUGCUGGUGGACAGACUUGCCUGAAACCUAUCACAGUAUCCAAGUUGGAGAUGGGCGUGGGUCGUAUCCAGAUGAACUUCAUCCACCUUUUGAGCACGGAGGCCGUGCAGCACAUCACCAUUCACUGCCUCAACACACCCGUGUGGGCAGCAGGACCCUCCCUGCAACCCUCAUCCAGGGCUGUGAGCUUCAAGGCCUGGACAGGGGAGGAGAUUCAGGCCGGCGACCUCCUCGAGCCGCUCAUACCCCGGGACGACUGCUGGAUCAAAGAUGGCCGCUGGCAUCAGACCCACUUCAUCUUCCAGACCCAGGACCCAAACUUACUCCCCAUCGUGGAUGUGUACAACCUAGCGACCAGAGAACGUGGCGCGAGCUUCCACCUCGAGGUUGGACCCGUGUGCUUCUUAUAGGCCCCCCCGUGUAGGGGGCCGGGAAAUACUCAAAGGAGGGACGGCGUGGAGGAAGGCGGACGGGGGAGACUAAUGCUUCUGUGGUUUCCAGAGACAACAGACCACCAUUUUCUCCCUGCGAAAUAUGCUUGGACUGCAGAAACAGGAGGGGGGGCACUGCAGAAAAGAGGCCCAUUGAAAAUGCAGAGAUAAGACUUCUAGCACUAAUCAGCCUAUGGAAAACAACAAUAAGCUUCUUUUUUUUUCAGAGACUCGUUUGUGUGAUUCAACACCUGAAUGCCCCUUUUUGGAAGGAAGUAAUAUGACCGUCUCACCCUAUGUUGUAUCAUAUUUUCUUCACGGGCUGUGACCCGAUUUAGCAAAAAAAACGUUUUCUUUAGAGAGAUCUGUACAGAAAUAUGGGACAGUUACAUCUGCAAAUGCAAUAAUUCCUAUUUUAAUGUCUAAGUAUUAUUUAUACAUGUAUAUGUACUGUAUAUUGUAAUAUAAAGUGCAAUAGUUAUUUUUCCACAGCCUUUAGGCAUAUGCAUUAUAAACAUAACAUCACUCAUUCAGGUAUGCAGUGUGCCUCAGACACACAGGCGCACUGUCUCCAGGUAAGUCUUCUUGAACUUCUAAUAACUGUCCGGUGCCGAGAGACCCCCGCGUUCAUACAGAUGUCCUCACGCCAUCAACUGCUGUGCGGCGCUCUCCGUGUCGAAAAAUGCGUGGAAGCUCUCCCCCAGUGUGUCAAGAUGCUACCUCGUACUGCACCGCUCAUCUCGCAGCAAACAAAGACGUUACCUGAUAUAGAUCUGGGAUGACAUGGAGGAGACACCUGGUGCUACAACCGUUGACACUCGUAUGAUAAACUCUCUACGUCUGUGCUUUACCAAAAAAAAAAAAAAAAAAAGGGAAGAUUGUAAAAUAUACACGCAGGUCAAAUUGGUUAAAUUAUAUUUUCAAGGUAUUAUUUUCACGUUUUCAAUAUUCUUUGUACUGUCUGACACUAUAAGUUAAGUUUUUGUAUCUGUCAAAAUGUCUAUAAUUAUGCAACCGUUACGAUCUACAGUGGAUUCUAUUUAAAUUUUAUUUAAAUUCUGGUUAGCUCUCCAGUUCAAAACCUCAAUGUUAUGUUUUAUGAGUCAUUUAGGGCCUUAUGGAUUCUACAGUCUGUUUUUUCCCCAAUUAAUCUGUCCUAGACAAUCAACUGUAUUUUAGGACAUUACCAUCUGUAUUAUUUACUGUUUAAGCAUUUGUCACUCAAAGGUGCAGCAAUGGCAAUUGGUCCCGUCAAUUUAUAAACUCAGAGGAUUUCUUACAAUACACAACACAACCGAGCUAACGGUGUUUAAUCUGUGCGGACAUUUCAUGCUGCGUGAAUGAAGUCUAAUGACUCAACAGGUAAUUCAAUAAAAGUCUGAAACCUUUGUUGAUAAGCAGCUU
Molecule: messenger RNA, 11992 nt
Organism: Anarrhichthys ocellatus (wolf-eel)
Lineage: Eukaryota; Metazoa; Chordata; Actinopteri; Perciformes; Anarhichadidae
Product: collagen alpha-1(XXVII) chain B-like
Exons: 61
Coding region: 5579-10567 (1662 amino acids)
Molecular function (GO): extracellular matrix structural constituent
Source: RefSeq, a predicted model, not a curated record